This is a messenger RNA of Anoplophora glabripennis (Asian longhorned beetle), 850 nucleotides long. It is a transcript of the gene SmB, whose product is annotated as small nuclear ribonucleoprotein-associated protein B. Bases 93 to 734 code for a protein of 213 amino acids. The transcript is spliced from 3 exons. Gene Ontology annotation, cellular component: cytoplasm; U5 snRNP; U1 snRNP. Gene Ontology annotation, biological process: mRNA splicing, via spliceosome. NCBI's taxonomy places the organism in Eukaryota, Metazoa, Arthropoda, Insecta, Coleoptera, Cerambycidae. The record is from RefSeq and is a predicted model, not a curated record. Gene Ontology annotation, molecular function: RNA binding.
GAAUGACGCCGGCGGUUCGUAAACAACUUUGAGGUUAUAUUAAACGUUUGAUUUACGUUUGUUCUUUAAAAAGUAUCAAAUAAUCCAUCAAAAUGACGAUAGGCAAGAAUAAUAAAAUGAUACAGCACAUAAACUAUAGGGUGCGAAUUACUCUUCAAGAUUCUCGCACCUUUAUAGGAACAUUUAAAGCAUUCGACAAACAUAUGAAUAUGAUAUUGGGGGAUUGUGAAGAAUUUCGUAAAAUAAAGCCUAAAAAUUCGAAAGUAGAACGGGAGGAGAAACGAGUUUUGGGUUUUGUCUUGCUGCGAGGGGAGAGCAUUGUAUCGUUGACAGUUGAGGGUCCACCACCACCAGAGGAAGGUCUUCCAAGAGUGCCUAUUCCUGGUGCCACACCAGGGCCAGGUAUAGGAAGGGCUUCCGGCCGUGGCAUGCCCGCAGGCAUGGGAGGCGUACCAGUGGGUCUCCAAGGUCCAGUCCGUGGUGUAGGAGGGCCGUCCCAACAGGUCAUGACACCUGGCGGAAGAGGGCAAGUAUCAGCACCUCCGCAGAUGAACCAAGGUCCACCAAGGAUGGGCGGACCACCUCCAGGAAUGAUGGGCCCUCCACCUGGUAUGAUGGGAAUGCCUCCACAAAUGAGUAUGGGACGUGGGGGUCCUCCACCGCCCAUGGGAAUGAGGGGGCCACCACCUGGUAUGAUGCGAGGCGGACCUCCAGGACCCCCAAGACCUUAUUAGGAUAGUUUAGAUUUUAAGAUAACAGUAAUUGUAUAUUAAGAAUCUGGAAUUGUAUUUAAAUAAAUAACCGACACUUUUCUUUUGUUAUAUGUUUAUUAAUUUAAAGUUUUUCCAAA